Trachymyrmex cornetzi is the source of this 1049-nucleotide messenger RNA. Its product is annotated as probable ATP-dependent RNA helicase DDX43. Gene Ontology annotation, molecular function: nucleic acid binding; ATP binding. NCBI's taxonomy places the organism in Eukaryota, Metazoa, Arthropoda, Insecta, Hymenoptera, Formicidae. The record is from RefSeq and is a predicted model, not a curated record.
AUGGACACAACUGUGACAAAAGGUGUGCAAAUUGUAAUUGCAACUCGAAGAUUAAACGAUUUGGUUCAAGCAAAUGUAUUGGAUGUGUCGGCUGUGACGUAUCUUAUACUCGAUGAAGCAGAUCGUAUAGUGGACAUGGGUUUCAAACCUCAAAUUCGUAAGACUCUUCUAGGUGUACGACCAAAUAGACAAACUGUUAUGACAAGCGCUACGUGGCCCCAGGGUAUAAGACGCUUAGCCCAGUCAUACAUGAAAAAUCCGAUUCAAGUAUUUGUUGGAUCAUUUGACUUAGCAGCUGUUCAUUCUGUAACACAGAGGAUUAUGGGUAUGAUCAAUGUAAUGCUACAAAUGCUUUAAAGCAUGCAUCAAUUCUUCCAAGAAAUGGGCCCUCACGAUAAAGUUAUAAUAUUUUUUGAUAAGAAAUCAAAAGUGGACGAUAUUUUUAGUGAUCUGGCUUUAACGAAUAUCGAUUGUCAGAGUAUUCACGGCGAUAGAGAUCAAUCAGAUAGAGAACAAGCAUUAGAAGAUCUGAAGACUGGAGCCAUUCAGAUCCUUCUCGCAACCGACGUGGCUAGUCGAGGAAUCGAUAUUGAAGAUAUUACACACGUACUGAAUUAUGACUUCCCAUGGGAUAUAGAGGAAUACGUUCACCGAGUCGGUCGUACUGGACCCGCAGGUCGAACAGAUGAAAGUAUCACUUUUAUGACAAGACAGGACUGGCAUCAUGCUAAAGCACUCAUUGAUAUUCUUGAAGAGGCUAAUCAGGAAGUACCUGAGGAAGUAUAUAAAAUGGCUGAAAGAUAUGAUGCAUGGAAAAAGAAAAAAGAACAAGAAGAUCCAUAUGGAAGAGGCAAUAGAGGUGGUAGACGCGGCUAUCGUAGGAUGUAACAUGAUUAAUUAAUGAUGUUAGGACUUAGGUUACAUUAUGUUUAGUAUAAUUAGUACCAAAUUUAACACAUACAUAUUGUGAUACUAUUUUUAGUCCAUACAAUAUCGGUAAGACUAAUUUCGUGAAACAAAACGGUGUUCCUUUUCUUUAUUUUUUUGUU